Drosophila subpulchrella is the source of this 3573-nucleotide messenger RNA. It is a transcript of the gene goe, whose product is annotated as protein gone early. The transcript is spliced from 11 exons. Gene Ontology annotation, molecular function: metalloendopeptidase activity. The record is from RefSeq and is a predicted model, not a curated record. Lineage: Eukaryota; Metazoa; Arthropoda; Insecta; Diptera; Drosophilidae. Gene Ontology annotation, biological process: protein processing. The coding region runs from base 472 to 3108 and encodes 878 amino acids. Gene Ontology annotation, cellular component: plasma membrane.
GCAGUCUUCUUCUUCAUGAUAAGAUUUGAUUUUGUCGUUCGCCGUUUUGAAAAAUAAGAAAUCCUUAAAUCGCCGCGCAAAAUACCACGAAACGGUAUGUUUGAUUCUAAAAAAAAAUAAAAAUACUACUGCGCAUUAAUAUAAAACAAGUGCAACCCUGCUUUCAUUGAGAAAACAUAGCGGUUUAUUCGGAUGUUGUUGCUGCUGAGCGCGUAAAAAUUCAAAGCAAUUCCCCAAAAAUCGCGCGUUUCUUCGUUAUUUUUUUCGAGUGUGUUUUCUGCGAAUAAAUAAGAAUAUGCUAAAAUUUCGCAAUGCCAAAUGAGCUAUAAACAAAAAGAGCUAUUUAAGAACUGAUUAAAAAUGCCGAAUCACCUGAAUUGAGGGGAUACGAGGAGACAAGACGCGAGAACCACGAGAGGCGACCUAAAUCAGCUGGGGAAAAAUCGAGGAUCGAGGGGGAACAUCAGCGCAAUGGCCAUCAAUCAGGGCAAGUACAAACCGACGAUCUGCGCCAUCGACGAGGUGGACGACCGCAGUUUCAAGCUGCACAACAGCCAGGACGAGAUCGGUGGCAAGCAGCAGCUGCAGCAGAUCGAGGGCAGCGAGACGGCUCCGCUGACCACAAACCAGCAGAAGCUGCACAUGGACGACGGCUCCCAUCUGACGCCCAAGGAUCUGGAGGCGGCGCGCCAGGAUGCCCUCAACGAAGUCGGAGGAGGAGCCGGCGGCAGAGCACCGGCAGCCAUCACGCCCAACUCCACACAUCCCUCGGCCAAUGGACUGAGAGCCUUGCUGCUUCCAGGCCGACGAUCCUUCGACGCGCUGAUGAGCCUGUCGCGCAAGCGGCGCAUCCUUUACGUGACCACCGCCUGCCUGUGCGCCCUGCUCCUGCUGAUCAUCAUCCUGCUGCUGGCCUUCUGGCCGGAGGUGCCCUUCUACCUGCGGGCGCCGCUCUGCCUGGAGAAGGAGUGCGUGGAGAGCAGCCGGCAGCUGCUCCUCUGGGCCAACACCUCGAAGAGUCCCUGCCACGAGACGUACGAGUGGGCCUGCGGCAACUUUGCCAGCGACUACGCCAACCACGACUACUUUGUGAUCAAACGCGGCGAGUGGAACUACGAGACUUACAAUGAGUAUCAGGAACUCAACGAACUGAAUCGCUUUAUUUCAAUGCUGCCCAAUUCGCAGGAGGGUUCCGUGGAGACCACGGUGACCAGUCUUUAUCGCAGCUGCCGCGAGACCGAUGUCCUGGACAAGAGCCAGUCGGAUCUGCUCCUGAAACGAGCCAUCAACGGAGUGUAUGGCUGGCAGGCAUUUCGCGAGACCAAUCGGCUGCAAUCCUGGGACUACAGGCGGGUCCUGGUCCUCCUCCAGGCCAAACAUGGCAUCUUUCCCUACUACCGCGUCAGCGUGGAGAACGGCUACAGUAAUCCCCACGACUAUGUGAUCACCUUGGACGAGGGCGAGAUUGGCCUGCCCGACAAGUACUUCUAUGGCGACGAUGCCGACGAAGAAGUGGUUCGGGGCUAUAAGCUGCUCCUCAGGGAUUUUGCCAUCAACAUGGGAAUCGUUUCUCGGGAGGCUGAUCUAUUUGCCGACGACAUUUUCCACUACGAGCGUCGUAUUGUAAAGCACAUUGAAGAUGCCAAAGCUGAUGGACAUCGCCAGCUGAAUAAACUAAUGCGCUUGGCCGAUCUGAAGACUAAAGCUCCCUCUCUACCCAUUUUGGAGUCCCUUCAGGCUAUUUUUCCAAAAACCAAAAUCACUGAAGACACAGAGGUUUUGGUACGCGAUGUAGAGGUCAUGCAUGCUCUAUCUAUUCUACUCUCCACCUCGGAUAAAAAGCCAAUUAACAACUUUAUUAUUUGGUCGCUGGCCCGUAAAAUGCUGCCGCAUUUGUCCAAGGAGUAUCGCACACUGGCGGAGAACUUCGACCAUGCCCUCUAUGGACGCACCGCCAGCUAUCCCAGGUGGCUCAUCUGCAGCAAGGUGGUGCGCGAUUGGCUGCCCUUCGCGGUGGAUGCACUGCAGCAACAGCCACCACGACAGCAAUUCGAAACGGCGGCCACGAAGAGCAGGGGACUGAACAAGACGCAGGGCAACGAGGAGCUCCUCAAGCUGAUGUUCUUCAGUCUGCGGAACCAGCUGAAGGAUUCGCUGGACCAGGCCAAGUGGCUGGAGCCGGCGGCCAGGCAGUUCAUCCAGAAGAAACUCAACGAGAUGCGAUUGCAGUUCGGCAUACCCGAUGAGGUCUUGCAGCAGCCCAACUACCUAGCACAAUACUACAACGAACUGAUCCUGACCAAUGUGUAUUUCGUGGAGCACUUGGAGGGCAUUUGGACCUUCCGUCGCUUUCAGAUGGAGAAGAAGCUGGGCACGCUGGGCAUGCUGGAUGUCAUUGUGUCCGAGAUGUACACAAGGGAAAAUCCACAGGCCAUCGCCUACUCCAACAAACUGAACAUGCUGCUCGUCUCAAGGGUGUUGAUCAGCUCCAGCUACUACGACUACCGAUACCCUGUAGCUGUGAACUUUGCUCGUAUAGGCACUGAUAUAUUGGAGGCCCUGAUCGACAACUUCUCCACCUUCCUGCUGCAGUUCAACACCCAGAGCACGGACAUCAGUGACGCCGCACCGGAGAUUUUGUACCCCCGACCGGAUGUGAAUUGCCUGGCGGCGGGACAGCCAACUCGAUUGGUCCACGAAUUGAAUGAGUUGUCGAGCAGUGCACUGAAGAGCUUCCAUGUGACCCUGAGUGCAGCCCGAACGGCGGCCAGGGCGUUGAGCAACUUUGUGAAUGCCAUCGAUGCGGGCAGUGCCAUCCAGGGAUCGGGAAUCGACCAGGUCAACACAUACGAGGCCCUGGGACUCACCAGGCGCCUGAGGGUUCCAGGACUGCGGUCCUUCAACGAGAACGAGCUGUUCACGCUCUCCUACAUGCAGCAGCACUGCAGCACCACCAUUGCGGACAAGGACUAUGCGAGGAUCAAGCCGCUGGUGGAGAGCCAGCUGGCGGAGAGUUAUCUCUUCAAUGCCACCUGGCAGCACAUUCAGUUCCUGCCCCGCUCCACAAACUGUGCCGCCGCGGAGGCGAGUUGCUCCAACCUGCUCUGAGAUGCGUUUGCCCAUCCACCAGGACCUACCACUCCGCCAGAGCCCUGUGGAUGAACACGACGAUGAUGGAUCAACAUAUUUAUUGUCCUUUUUUUUUACUCCCACACAUUGCCAGAGACAGAGAUGCAGAACACACACGAUACGAACACAGACAGCUACCCCCCACACACAUCGCCUUAGUUGUAGUUUAGUUAUUAAGCCUAGCACGUAGUUAAACCAUGAAGGAUCAGACUUAACUUUGACUAGCCACUGUUGACAUCACGCCACACAUUCGCACGAUGCUUCCACUGGACACGAAGUAACCAAGUGGAGCAGAAAGUCGGCUUAAGUUCGAAACCCUACGCCUAGUUUAGUCUAGUUCAGUAACCUAUACUUAGUUAGUUGCUAAGCGCCGUCUGCCACCCUGUAUAAAUUGAAGAAUUUGAUUUUUGGAGAACAAUUAAAUGAGAAUGACGUUUCACACAA